UUUCUAACUAAGAUACUUAUUUUUAGUACAUUUCUAUGAAUUGUAAAACGAAACGAAAAAAAAAAACAGGAAAAACUAGUAAUCUUUUCUUUUUGAGUGUCAAUUUAAAAACUUUCAACUUUUGUAAGGUUUUCUUCUAUCUUUUUCCUAUUUUUUUCCUUUUGAACCUCUAUUUCUCUUUUGUAAAUUUUAAUAAUUUGCUUCUAGGCAAACGCUUCCGUUGCCUUCCCUGACUCAAAGGCAAUGGCAACAGCAUGUUCAAGCCUCUUGUUGUUACCAAAUCUCAGACCGAACUGUAACCACAGACCCAAUUUCAAGUUAAGAGCUGAACUCUCCCGUGAGAUCAAGAAGGCAGCAUCAAUUGAGCAUGUGAACGGUUCGGUCUCUGUGUCUAAUCUACAAAACCAAAAAGGAAGUGAUGCUUUGGCAAAUGAAGUGAACGGGAAAGUAAAAUCCGAGAGGACGAAAGAAGAAAUUGAGCUGUUAUGGGAUGAUGGGUAUGGCUCAAAAUCUGUGAAGGAUUACUUUGCGGCGGCUAAAGAGAUCUUGAAGAAGCCUGACGGUGGACCUCCACGGUGGUUUAGUCUUGUCGAUUGUGGCCAACCCAUCAAAGAUGCGCCUACGCUACUCUUCCUUCCUGGGCUCGAUGGCACAGGGAUGGGGAUUGUUCCACAUCAGAAAGCCCUUGGGAAGGCUUUUCAUGUCUGGUCCCUGCAUAUCCCCGUGCAUGAUCGAACUCCAUUCCUAGGGCUGGUGAAGAUAGUCGAAGAUGUGUUGAGGCAGGAGCAUGCUACUCGUCCGAAUAAGCCAAUAUAUCUCGUGGGCGAUUCGUUUGGUGGAUGCGUAGCCCUUGCUGUCGCAGCAAGAAACCGUUCAUUAGACUUAGUGUUGAUACUAGUCAAUCCAGCUACAUCAUUUGAGAGGUCUCCGCUACAGCCGUUGCUGCCUAUAUUAGAGAUGGUGCCAAAAGAGCUUCAUUUUACUGUUCCAUAUGCUCUAAGCUUCAUUAUGGGUGAUCCGAUAAAGAUGGCUACAAUUGGUAUAGAUAACCAACUUCCAGCAGGAAUAAAAAUGAAAAAGUUGAGAGAGAAGCUUACUAAUUCUAUGCUUCCUCUUCUCUCUGAACUCGGUGACAUUAUUCCCAGGGAAACUUUACUUUGGAAGCUUAAGUUGCUGAGAUCUGGCGCUACUUAUGCCAAUUCCCGCCUCCAUGCAGUUCAAGCCGAAGUCUUGGUCCUUGCUAGUGGAAAGGACAGGAUGCUUCCUAGCCAAGAAGAAUCGAAGCGACUUCAUGGAGUGCUUAAGAACUGUACUGUCCGAUGCUUCAAGGAGAAUGGGCAUACACUUUUACUGGAAGAUAGCAUCAGUUUACUCACCGUUAUAAAAGGUACAUGCAAGUACCGACGCUCCUGGAGAUACGAUUUGAUUUCUGAUUUCCUGCCGCCGAGUAAGGGAGAAUUGGAUUACGCCCUUCAAGAACUGCUCGGAUUCUUACGAAAUGCUGUUAGUUCUGUGUUUCUAUCAACUUUGGAAGAUGGGAGUAUAGUGAAGGGACUUGCUGGUGUUCCGGAUGAAGGCCCUGUGUUACUUGUUGGUUACCACAUGUUGAUGGGCUUAGAACUUGGUCCUAUGUCCGAGGCAUUUAUCAAAGAGAAGAACAUUCUCUUUCGCGGUAUGGCCCAUCCGAUUUUAUAUUCGGAAAAUGAUUCAGAGAAGGACUUUGGUUACAUGGACUGGAUAAAGGUGUUUGGUGCCUACCCUGUCACUGCAACCAAUCUUUUCAAGCUGUUAUCUUCUAAAUCUCAUGUUCUUCUCUACCCGGGUGGUGCACGAGAGGCUCUCCAUAACCGGGGUGAACAAUACAAACUAAUUUGGCCUGACCAGCAAGAGUUUGUAAGAAUGGCUGCACGGUUUGGUGCUACAAUAGUGCCGUUUGGAACGGUUGGUGAAGACGACAUAGCUGAAUUGGUUCUUGAUUACAACGACCUAAUGAAGAUUCCAAUUCUCAAUGACUAUAUCACGGAAAUAACUACCGAUACCAAAAGAUUUAAGUUGAGGGAAGAAUCAAGUGGAGAGGUCGCAAACCAGCAGCUCUACAUACCAGGGCUCUUACCGAAAAUCCCCGGUCGGUUUUAUUACCUGUUUGGGAAACCGAUACGUACCAAAGGAAGACCGGAACUCGUAAAAGACAAAGUAGAAGCAAACCGGGUUUACUUGGAGGCGAAAGCGGAAGUAGAGAAAAGCAUAGCUUACUUGUUGAAGAAACGAGAGGAAGAUCCAUACAGAAGUGUUGUAGACAGGCUAAGUUACAGUUUGACACAUCUUCCUGAGAAUGAUGUUCCUUCUUUUGAACCAUGAUUGAAACAAAAAGGGUACGUUUAGUUUCUGACAAACAAAACAGAUGUAAUUGAUGUGUCUUAUAGAAAAAAUCCAUGUAUAGCAUAUAUCUAAAUUAUUAAAAAAAACAUAAUUAUUUUCAGUUAUUAUGUAGUAUUUACAAGUCUUUGUCA
Messenger RNA from Thlaspi arvense, 2510 nucleotides. NCBI's taxonomy places the organism in Eukaryota, Viridiplantae, Streptophyta, Magnoliopsida, Brassicales, Brassicaceae. The record is from the annotation of a GenBank genome assembly.